CAUGAGGAUGAUAUUUACUUCUCAGAUCUGUUGUAAUGCUAACUGGAGAAAAAAGAGCUGCAUUUCAUCUCAUCCCUUCGUCUGGAACGUAUUCCUAUGCCACCUCAUUUUGUCUAAGCUGCUAUUGGUAUUUUUAUGUCUGUGGUAGGUUAGUUACGUUUCUCGGCCUUAGAGAAGUGGCCUUCUGUAGGAGGCUCCUAUGCGCCCCAGCAGUGCCCUCCUCUCUUGUCACCCAAGCUGUAUGCUCUGGGGCUUCCCCCUAAGAGGGUUGCGUGGGUCCUUCUUUUGUGGCAGGCUGACUAUGUGGGCCGUCUGGUAGGCUUGGUUGGCCCCUAGUCUGGUGGGUUGCCAGGCCCUGCCUUGUACAGAUGCUGCUGGCUGCUGUGUAGUGGGGCCUGGUCACGAGGUAGCCGGGGGUGGAAUCCUUGGGGGCCCUGAGGCCAGUGCUGGCUCACUGGUGGGUGGAGUCAGGGUCCUGAAGAGUCUGGGGCUGUUGCCCACCCACGGGCAGGUGAAGCCAGGUGCUAGUGUUAGUGAUGGACUGCUGGCAGGCAGAGCCAGGUCCCGGAGUCCGGCUGCAGGGCCCAGGGAUCCCAGAACUGCUUUCAGAUCGUUGGGGAGUUGGGUAUGGCGGUUCCUGAUACAGUUGGGUGUGGGGUCCAGGGUGUCCAGGAGGCUGCGUUGGCCUGCUAGUGGGUAGGAUCAGGGCCCUGCUGGUCCCAGGGUAGGGUCUGGCCUGUGGGAUGGUGGUUUCCUCGCUUCUGGUGUCUGUCCCCUGGUGGGUGAAGCUGCCCUGGAGACUUAAGGCCGGUUUCCUGGAGGGAGGGGCCCGUGGCCGGCCGCUGGUGGGUGGAGCUGGGUCUUGGCCCUCAGGUGGGCAGGGCCGUGUCUAGAGGUGUGUCCAGAGGCAGCUGUGGGCUCUUUCGUCUUCAGGCAGCCUGUCUGCUGAUGGGCGGGGCUGUAUCCCCGCCCCCCCCACCCCCUCCGCCAGGUCUUAAUGAUCCAAGAUGUCGGCCGGCGGAAGCGUUCGUGCCGCUGACUGCUUUCUGCCGUCUGCGUCUGUGUCCCCAGGGUGAGCUGCAGCUGCCCCACCCCGCCUCUCCAGGAGACUCUCCCAGACCAGCAGGAGGACCAACUGCUGGAAAUUUUGCAGCUGAGUACAUGAAAGAAGUAGCUCACUUGUUGCAAAAUUACAAGAUGGAACCAAAAAUAAAGAUCCAGCUGCUCCAGAGUGUUGCAUCUUGGUGUUACUUAAACCCUGUCAGCCAGAGAAGAGCCAAACAUUUGCAGUUUAUUCCUAUUCUCGUUGAUCUUUUUGAUAACAGACUUGAGCCUACCAUGAAAAGUGACAUAAACAGCAACCUCCUGCUUAAAUUUUGGAGUUGCUAUGUUCUCUCUGUCAUGACAUGCAAUAACCUGUCUUGUAUGCAGGAGCUUAGAGACUACAGUUCUCUAAAAUAUCACUUGCAAAUGUUGGCCAGUGAGAAUUGGUCUGGAUGGCCCGAGAAUUUUGCAGAGGAGCUGUAUUUCCUCAUUGGUUUUCACAGGAAUUAAUUUCUCUAAAUCCAGUUACCUGAUGCAGCUGUCUGCACCGUUGUAUCACCCUGGAAAACUGAAAUAAAUAACAAUAUCCGAUCACAUCAUUCUUCAGCGUUUUCUUUUAGAUAGUUGAAAAAUUCUAUAUACAUUUUCAUAGUUACUGCAAUAACCAAACUUAUGAAAAGCGCCACUGUUAAAUAACCUCAUAAAAAUUAAGUUCAUAAAAUGAGAAUUCACUGGAAGAUGCAUUCCCUAUAUAACUGUUAGGAGCAAUGGUGUGUUUGGGGGGCUAUUAGAUGACAUUAAGCUAAGGCACCCAGAAAUGCCAAAUCCAAACCCAACUCACAGCCACACCCUACAGUGGACACUGUCGUCCCACCCAUAUGUAUCCUUUCAGCCCUAUUUCAGUGACGGCCUUCCGGUUGCCACAUCUUUGGCUGAGGUUGCGUUCUGGCUACCAGACCAUGAUCUUUCUGCACAUCAGGCUGACCAGUUUGGGGGAAUUUACACUGAAUAGGAGCAGUGCUUACCUCCACUGGCACAACUCUGGAUAGAGAUGAGUACCAUGUGUUCAGACACCUAAAGACAGCCUAAAGCUAGGCUCCUGGAUUUUUACUCUCCCUAUUUUGCCUGUUAAGAGAAUAUGUAAAAGAAAGCUUGCACCUGACUUUUGUACUGCCCAGCCUCAUCAAAAGCUUUGUUACAAAAAAUGUUUACGGAGAAGCGCUUACAGGAUGUGUACCUGUUUGUGUCUCUAACUACAUUAACAUUUGCCUCUAGCUUAAGUCGGAGCCAUCAUAGAUUGAACUGCGUACUUUUCCUAUUUCACAGACUUGCCUUGACUAAGCUUACUUUAGCGUUACGCUUCUACCUUUCACUGAGGGGCCUGUAAAAAAAAGUAGUGUAGGUCCGUGAUCCUUGCUUGUAUCUAUUACAGGAAUGUUGUGAGGGAUGUUAAUCACAUCACGUGGAUUCACGAGGCUCUCGGGAGCCAAUUUUCUCAAAACUUAAACCAGGAAAAGCUGUGUUCUACUGAGCAACUGUUAUCUUUUCAUCCUUUGUGGAUUUUGUGAAUUGUGUUAACUCAGAGUUUCUGAAACUGGAAUUCAGUUUAUAGUGGGAGAAUAAGGGUCGGAAAUCAUAAGUCCCCUUUAGAAACUGGGUCACGACCACAAAUUUCUUUUUUCAAGUGCUUUUUAAAUUGAAUUUGAAUUUCUCCUCAGAGUAAUUCAUGAACGUAGUUUGAAGAGUCAAAUAUUGCCAGGCCUCUGAUGAGAAACAGAGGUUCAGAUUUGGGCCUUGAGGCAUUUUUAUGCUAAGCUAUGAUUUUAAAAUCGCUCUCCAAAAUUUUAACAAAUGGUUGCUAUUUUCCUUUGCUGUCCCUUGUAAGCUCAUCUCUCUCCAACAUUUGGAUUUUCUUAGAAGCAAAUCCACAAUAAGAAUUUGAGCACAAGGGCUUUAUUUGCUAAUCUUCAUGUGGACAUACGCUUUCAUUUCUCUUAGGUAAAUACCUAGAACGGCCGGAUCAUACAGAAUGUGUAUGUUUAACUUUUAAGAAAUUACCGAACAGUUCGAUAGCAUCUGUGGCACUUAACAUUGCCACCAGCACUGCCGGAGAGUCCCAGUUGCUUCAUGUCCUUAACACUCGGUAUGGUCAAGUUUUGUUUUUCAAACUUCAGCCAUUCUGAUGGGCACAUAACAGUAUCUCACUGUAGGUUUAAUUUGCACUUCCCUAAGGACUGUGUUGCCAUCUUUUCACGUACUUAUUUGCUAUCUGUACAUAUGCUUUGCAAGUGUCCAAAUAUUUCCUCUAUUUAAAAAAUAAGGUUGUCUACUUAAUGAGUAGUAAGUUCUUUAUAGAUAGAAAUCCUUUGUUGGGUAUAUUUUGCAAGUAUUUUCUCCCAGUCUGUGGCUUGUCUUUCCAUUCUCUUAAAAGUCUUUCAAAAAGAAGUUUUUGAUUUUUAUUUAUGCAGUCUGAUUUAUGGUAUAAUUCGUGAUUUUUGUGUGCUUUUUGAGAAACCUUUACCAAAUCCAAGAUCACUAAAAUCUUCUCCAAUAUUUUCUUCUAGAAGAUUAAUCAUUUUGGCUCUGACAUUAAAUUUUAAAACCCUCUUCAAUUCCUUCCUCUUUUGCUCCCUGCCACCAAAUGCUGGCAAUGCAUUUUUGACAUUUUCCAGAAAUACUUUUUAUUUGCCAAGUCAUUCUAUUCUACUUAGCUCUCCUCUUUCUUUGGGCUAAUGGCCCAAAUCUAAAACAUAAACAGCUGUACUAUUACAGUAACCACUGACCUCACAUGGCUCUUUAAAUAUAAAUUAAAAUUUUUUAAAUUAAAAUGUUAGUUCCUCAUUCAUACUAGCCACAUUUUGUGCUCAAAAGCCAUAUAUGGCUACCUGGUUAUUAUACUGGACAACUCAGUUCCAGCAUCCCAGAAAACUAUUGGACAGCGUUGCUAUAGAUUAAUAAUGUUUAUUUAAGCAUUUAGAUCAGACACUCUAGUAAAGGUUUUAAUUCUCACAAAAACAGAGGUGGACUUAAUAUCAGAGAUAAGAAAAUUAAAGUUCUAUAAGAAUAACUUGCCUAAAGUAAUCCUUGAAAGCUUGACAUUGCUC
Messenger RNA from Aethalodelphis obliquidens (Pacific white-sided dolphin), 4148 nucleotides. RefSeq names its product armadillo like helical domain containing 2 (gene ARMH2). Lineage: Eukaryota; Metazoa; Chordata; Mammalia; Artiodactyla; Delphinidae. The record is from RefSeq and is a predicted model, not a curated record. The transcript has 2 exons. Bases 949 to 1554 code for a protein of 201 amino acids.